CAAUAGGAUGUGGGUAUAAAAGACGGCAUAUUUAGAGCAGGCAAUGUCUUGUUCCUUAUUCUGAAGCCGGAUUGUGUUCUGAGAGGUUCGUACUCAUGGAUUUACAAUACAGAUGGAUGGUUUUCUUGUAUGUGCUGGUAGUCCCGUGUUUCACAGAGGACAUCUACACAAAGCACAUGGAUAACUUCAUUAAAGUGGUGGAGACCAUUGAGUCCGAGAACCCUAGCCUCGGGCCUUUAGCUGUGCUGAGGGGUUUGCGUAAAGCUGCUGGUAUCAACACGCCAUUUAUCCAGCAUUAUCUUGGUCCCCUCGGUGACACACCGAGUCUUGUAUUAAAGUCAACACUCACCGAAUACAUCUACAGCAUUCUUAAACAUCAGGUGGUACAGGAUUUGGAGAAAGGUGUAGUACUCACAGCAGAUGGAACCACUGUGGCACUAACUCCUCUUCUGCUAGGCCUUGAGGCUGGUCUGAAGCUCACGUCUUGGCCGCGUGUGCCUGGUCUCUACCCUCUUUCUCUCACCAAGAACCUGCUUCUUUCAUUCCUUCAGCAUUCCCAGACUGAACCUUCAACCUCAUCACGUCUAGGUCCUGGCGGAUGUUGGGACAAUGUGAGAGAUCCUGAGGUAUUCACUCUUUCUGGUGUGGCCUCCUUAGCUACAGAUGCUCUAAUAAAUGGUGGCAUGGAUGGAGUUAUUUUAGGGAGGCAUGUUGCUAAACCUAACAAUCGCUUGGUAACAUUGAGCAGCCUUCUGAGACAGUACUACAAUUAUCAGUUGGACAGUGCAGGACUCGAUGGCGCACCUGCUUUGAUCAGCCAGCUUCGCAGAAGCAACUUCAGGAAGCUGGUCAGCCUUGCUUCACUGAAAAAGAAACUAGCUAGGUCUCUGAGUUUAUAUCGAAAGUUGGAUGAAUAUCAGAAGAAAAACAAGCAACAGGUGGAGAUGGAUGAAGGGCUGAAGGAAUUUUUCCACAGAUACAUAGACUGUCCAGCCAUCAUUCCACGUUGCAUGUGGGAAGCUCAGCCUUACCGCGGCACUCCCACUCUGCUGUCCCUGCCUUUAUCUUUCCUAUAUAUCCAUCACACUUAUGAGCCAUCCCAGCCAUGUCUGUCCUUCCAGCAGUGCUCUCUAGACAUGAGGGCUAUGCAGCGCUUCCAUCAGGAUGACCGUGGCUGGGACGACAUUGGAUACAGCUUCGUGGCUGGUUCUGACGGCUACGUGUAUGAAGGGCGUGGCUGGCACUGGCAAGGUGCUCACACCAAAGGAUACAACUCCAAAGGUUUCGGAGUCUCCUUCAUAGGAGACUACAUGUCCAGCAUCCCUUCCCAACGCACCAUGGAUCUAGUGAGGAACCAGCUGGCAAAGUGUGCCACAGAGGGAGGGAGGCUGGUCUCAAACUUCACCAUACAUGGGCACAGACAGCUGGUGAGCACCUCCUGUCCCGGAGAUGCAUUUUACAGUGAAAUCAAAGGAUGGGAGCACUUUGGGGAGGUUAAGCAGUAAAGUGGACAUGAAACAUCUUAAGACGUCUGCAUGAAACAUUUGCAUUUUGCAGAAUAAGCUGAAUAAAACCUGCAGAAUAAAUAUAUACUUCAUAUACUCCA
Ictalurus punctatus (channel catfish) is the source of this 1606-nucleotide messenger RNA. RefSeq names its product peptidoglycan recognition protein 6 (gene pglyrp6). The record is from RefSeq and is a predicted model, not a curated record. Gene Ontology annotation, biological process: detection of bacterium; peptidoglycan catabolic process; defense response to Gram-positive bacterium. The transcript has 5 exons. NCBI's taxonomy places the organism in Eukaryota, Metazoa, Chordata, Actinopteri, Siluriformes, Ictaluridae. The coding region runs from base 96 to 1505 and encodes 469 amino acids. Gene Ontology annotation, molecular function: peptidoglycan immune receptor activity; peptidoglycan binding; zinc ion binding.